UCACACAUAUGUGUCAGGCCGCUCCUUGGGGGGGGGUUCUGUCAGGAAUGGAUUCAGCACUGGUGGUGUGGACUCUAUCCCGUGUGGGCUGCAGUACCUAGAGCUGACCAGCGGGUGCUCUCAGCGCAUCUGGUGGUGGGACUCUCUUGCCGUGUGGGCUGCAGUAUCCUGAGCUGACAGCGGGUGUCUAUCAGCAUUGGGUGGUGGGAACUCUCCUGCCGUGUGGGCUGCAGUACCAGAGCUGACCAGCGGGUGCCUCUUAGCAGCCAGAAGCUCACAAUCAGCCAACUGGGGCUGAUUACAGAAAGGUGUAAAAUCUAAUGGCAUCUGACCAGGCCUUGUGCUCCUGGGCCUUGGUUGGUAUGUUUUCCCAUGAGACCCCUGUAAUCCUGUUCCUAGUUCCUGUGAGGAAAGAUACCUUGUUGCCGACCCUGCCUGA
Messenger RNA from Staurois parvus, 439 nucleotides. The record is from the annotation of a GenBank genome assembly. NCBI's taxonomy places the organism in Eukaryota, Metazoa, Chordata, Amphibia, Anura, Ranidae.